Folsomia candida is the source of this 5079-nucleotide messenger RNA. It is a transcript of the gene Uggt, whose product is annotated as UDP-glucose:glycoprotein glucosyltransferase. Gene Ontology annotation, cellular component: endoplasmic reticulum. Lineage: Eukaryota; Metazoa; Arthropoda; Collembola; Entomobryomorpha; Isotomidae. The record is from RefSeq and is a predicted model, not a curated record. The coding region runs from base 42 to 4424 and encodes 1460 amino acids. Gene Ontology annotation, molecular function: UDP-glucose:glycoprotein glucosyltransferase activity. The transcript is spliced from 19 exons.
CCAGUAUCUGCUGGAUUGGAUUGAAGGCUGGCAGAAUAAAAAUGACGUGGAUAUCAUCGUGUCUGCAAUUCCUUGGCGUCGUGGCCGUGACCGCGAUUAUUGUCACGGUCACGGAGGCACAUCAACCUCCCAAGCAGUCAAUCACGACGAGACUUCAAGCCCCUUGGGCUCCGACCUCUUUGCUCCACGAGGCGAGCGAAUAUCUGGGCGAAUUAAACCCCAACCUUUUUUGGAGCUUUUUGGAGACAACGUUGCAAAAGCUGGAACACCUGCCGACACCAGCGACGGGGCGUACGGAACAUGAUCUGGCGUUGGUGGUUGCAUAUAAUUUCCUCUCUUCUUCAAAACUUCGUAUGCUAGACUGGGCCCUCACGGCUAGAACGCAGUCCCCCAAAGUACUCAGUUUACAACAGCUCGCCCCUGAGAAUACCCCUCCAGAGUGUCCAGAUGCCUUUGUGAAUCUGGGUUCCAAGACAAGCUGUUCUGUUGAGGUUUUGGAGAAGCUGUUGGAACAGAGUAGUGGGGCGGAGGGGCUCUUGCAACCCCCACUGCUCACAGACGACGACCACAAAUUUCCCUCCCUCGUCUGGACCCAACACCAACGCACGGAAGGAGAGGAGAGAUCGUCCCCUCCCAGCGUCGCCAUUCUCUAUGGUGACUUCAAAUCUAAGAAGACGCCAGAGCUCCAUCAGUUGUUAAAGAGGUGGAGCGAUCGAGUGGGCUACGUUUUCAGACCUUUUGAGACAAAAGGGAACAAGGGUGAUAAUGAUGGAAAGAAGCUGUUGUUGGCCGGUUAUGGGAUUGAACUACAGUUCAAAUCCACAGAGUACAAGGCUCAAGACGAUUCUGAGCAGGCGGGUUCCAGAGAGCUGGGUGGAUUCAAUUUCGACAAGCUUGAGGAGCUUUAUCCCGACAAGGGGGAGGAAUUGGCUAAAUUCCAAAAUUAUCUUGCAGCUCAAAAAGGAGCUAAAACGGAGUUUGAAGCACUGAAAGCGUGGCAAGUACAAGAACUUGGGCUCCAAGCCUCCUACUUUGCUGCUGAGAAGCCUGAUAUGUUGACCGCGCUGAGAGAUGUGUCUGGAAACUUCCCCUCUAGAGCCGCCACUCUGUCCUCCCUCCGAGUUCCUCCCGAGUUUAAAAAGUCUGUAGCUCACAAUCAACGCUUGCUGGCUUCCCAUUUCAACCUGGACGAAGGUGAAGGCGCCUUCUUCCUUCAGGGCUCCUACGUUGACCCUGACGCCCUGGACCUCUUCACUUUCAUGCAGAACAUUCAAGUGGAGCUGGAGUUUAUGGAGCUGCUCCGAAGUCUGCGACAAGACUGGCCUGCUGUCACGAGAGGGGAAGUGGAAAAGAUUAUCGCCCUCGGAACAAAGUCACAGGCGGAGCCAGAGCUCGCUCUCGACAUGAGAGACUCAUCAAUCUUUUGGAUCAACGACUUGGAGAAGGACGAGGAGUACGAAGACUGGCCAGACGACCUCACCCAGCUCUUCUUUCGAAUGGGCGGCAUUAUGCUCCGCCCGGUUCGACGGAACGUGUUUAACCUCGUGGUCACUGUCGACCCUGCGGACCCAUCUGCUGGAGCCUUGCUGAAAAUGGUUCAUUCUUUUAUGGUGCACAAAUCCCCUGUUCGGAUCGGCGUCGUAUUUUGCUCGGCGCCUUCUACUCCCGAGACGGAUACCACAAAUGCAUCACUUAUUCGUCGGCUUAUGAACUUUGCUGCGUCUGAAGGGAAAAUGCGCACCGUGUUUCAUGAUGUUGUCAACGCAUACGUGACAUCUGAUUUUGUCACCCUAAAGAAAAAGUGGGGGUCUUUAACGAAUGGGGACGAACUCGAGUUUGGGGCUGAAUUGGCUUGCGAUUUUGUUCGACGAAGUGGACGCCCUACUCCAUCUGCCUUUUUGAAUGGCGUGCCUUUAAAAUGGGAUUCCUUGGACGAUUUUGAAGACGUCGUCCUCAAUCAACUCCUCAAAGAGGCACAGUCCGUACAGGUGGAAGCCUAUAACGGGAAGGUGAACGAAGACACGGACAUAUUUGAGCAUCUGAUGAACAAAUGUCACGUCCUCACCCGCCUCAACGACAAAAUACUUGACACGUCGAACUCAAAAGUCGUCUCUUUUGGGACGGAAAGUUGGUCAGCUUUGGGAAAACAGUUUCGAGAUCCGCUUGCCAACAUUGCAAACUCGGUCGCCUACUUGACACCAACUGGAAAGAAGUCCGUUCCAGUUACCGUGUCGCUCUGGGUCUUUUCAGAUCUAGAGACUGAGCAAGGACGGACUUUCCUCUUGAGGACGGUUGAAUUUUUGGAAGAAUCCGCCACGCACGCUCGAAUUGCCUUUAUUUCAAGCUCAGACCACCUGUCCAAAUUUACGCAGGAGGUGCUCGAAGCGUUCGGUAAUGCUGACCUGAAGGCGAUCAAGAAAUUGUUGCAGAGUGACACGUACGACGCAGGAGCGCGGGGCGAGAGUAAUGUGCUCGGUCAAGAGCUGAUGAAGCAGUUGGGCUUAAGCGGAGGUGAUCGUGGAGUCCUAGUGAACGGUCGGUUGAUUGGACCUCUCCCUCCCACAGAGUCAUUCGAGUUGGGCGACUGGGCACUCAUUCAAAAGUUUACAUUCGACUCAUGUCCCAAACACUUGGAGGGAGACGACUGGACUCCAGAUGCGGUCAUGCGCCUCUGCUCAGCCCUCGCAUCAUCCACCUUUAAAAAAUCGGCCAAAAGAUUCAUCUUGCCCGAAUUCCAGUCUCCAGUCAUGGCUGGAAAAGGCAGGGAAGGAGGCAGUGGAACCGGUGAUACAGCUGGCGACGUGUUUUAUGUCGACCUCACCGCAGUUAUUGACCCUGCAUCGCGACAUGCUCACAAAAUGGCUGCUUUGCUGACGGCUGUUGAGCAGAAGGUUGGAGAGUGGGUCCGUUCCCGUGUGGUGUUCAAUCCACCCUCAAAGCACUCUGAGCUCCCACUAAAGUCCUACUACCGCUACGUGGCCGGCUUGACCCCUGAUGAAACAGUGACCUUUGAGGACAUUCCUCGUGAACCUCUCUUUACCCAAAAUAUUGCUGCUCCGGACAAUUGGAUGGUGGAGGUGGUGACAUGUGAGAAAGACUUGGACAACAUUCGACUCAAAGAUUUGGGAACGGAUUCUGUCGACUCCGUGUAUGAGCUGGAACACCUCCUCGUGGAGGGACACUGUUUGGAAACAAAGACGGGAUCACCUCCUCGUGGGCUUCAGUUCACGCUCACCCCGCAUAAUCCAAAUGUUCGAACGGCGGAAACGAUUGUGAUGGCUAAUCUUGGCUAUUAUCAGCUCAAAGCAUCUCCCGGACUCUGGGCACUAGAUCUUCGAGAGGGCCCGUCGCGUGACAUCUUUGCCCUCGAAAGCAAUAAACAGCGCAUUGUCUCAGUCAACUCGUUCCAGUCUGUUGUGCUCAAAGUGAAGGUGCGACGCAAUCCUGGCAAGGAGACAGCUUCCCUCUUGGACACGGAGGAGGAAAAUUCAUCAUGGUUUGGGUUCGGCGGCUCAAAACAAAAGGAGGCGGAAGAAGACACCAUCAACGUCUUCUCCGUCGCUUCUGGUCAUUUGUACGAAAGGCUGCUGCGAAUUAUGAUGCUGAGUGUGGUCAAAAACACAAAAUCAAAAGUAAAGUUUUGGUUUCUCAAAAACUACUUGAGCCCUACUCUUAAGGACAUACUUCCCGAGAUGGCCAAAGAGUAUGGGUUGGAGUACGAGCUGGUCCAAUAUCACUGGCCUCGCUGGCUCAACCCACAAAGAGAAAAGCAGCGCAUCAUUUGGGGCUACAAAAUCCUUUUCCUCGACGUCCUCUUCCCCCUCUCCCUCAAGAAGAUUGUCUUUGUGGAUGCUGACCAAGUUGUUCGUGCCGACUUGAAGGAAUUGUUCGACUUGGACUUGGAUGGGAACCCUUACGGCUACACCCCGUUCUGCGACUCGCGCACGGAAAUGGAAGGUUUCCGCUUUUGGAAGCAUGGCUACUGGAAGUCGCACUUGGGUCGCAGGAAGUACCACAUUUCGGCACUAUACGUAAUUGACCUGUUGAGGUUUAGAAGGAUAGCUGCAGGGGAUCGAUUGCGAGGCCAGUAUCAAGCACUCAGCCAGGAUCCCAACUCGCUGUCCAAUUUGGACCAGGAUCUUCCCAACAACAUGAUUCAUCAAGUUGGGAUCAAGAGCUUGCCGCAAGAGUGGCUUUGGUGUGAAACAUGGUGUGACGAAGGUUCUAAAAAGGCUGCAAAGACCAUUGACUUGUGUAACAACCCUCAAACAAAGGAGCCCAAACUCGAUGCUGCUCAACGAAUCGUUCCCGAAUGGAAGGAUUACGACACAGAGAUUCGAAACUUCCAACAACGGCUCCACAAGGAACGAAGUGGGGAUCGCAGCAGCAGCAACCAAGACAAAGACAAGCACACUGAAUUGUGAUAAUUCUUCCCUUUAGCUCCUUUAACAAUUAUUAUUUAUUAGUUAAUUAUGUUAUAGUUAUUAUUAGCGAUGUGUAUAGCAUUUUGUGAAAACAGAAGAUGCGUUAUUAUUAAUUCGACAUACAUAUUUACUUAGGUAUUUCUGGUUGUGUGUGGUAUAGUUACAUAUGUAUAAUCAGGAGAUAUAGAUGCAUAUUUAAGAACAGGUAAAACAAAUAACAAGUAUUUUAUGGCAUCAUUUCGGAUUCCGCAUUUGAUUUAAUACAAAAAUAAUAAUAAUCAGUAAUUUCCCAUUUUACUUAGAGAAAGAGCUAUAUAUUACAGUGCUCACUUAAACUUAAGCUACUUAUGUUUUUCGUGUCCAUAUCCCGUCAUUCGUGUUUGUAUGAUAUUGCCUAUUGAGCCGUGAUUGUAGCAGAAGUUAAAAAAAGUCAUGACAAGCAUAAUAUCGUUCGCUGUUUCUCCAUCCUUUCUUAUUGGGAUUACUAUAUAACUAUGUUUAGUGUAAAUAAGAAGGAGCAAAUGGUUGAGUGGCUGGUUGGUGAUUGAGUGACUCUGCCUGAUUGUACGUAUGUAUCGUCGCUAACUUUGUUAUCUUAUAACUUUGCGUAUCUCCGGUAUAAAUAAAUUCAUGUACGAUUCAUCGCAGUCAAUAC